Colletotrichum higginsianum IMI 349063 is the source of this 2877-nucleotide messenger RNA. Its product is annotated as Serine-rich protein. Bases 1 to 2877 code for a protein of 958 amino acids. NCBI's taxonomy places the organism in Eukaryota, Fungi, Ascomycota, Sordariomycetes, Glomerellales, Glomerellaceae. The transcript has 3 exons. The record is from RefSeq and is a predicted model, not a curated record.
AUGUCCGGGUCCGGGUCCGGGAGCCCCUCUCGGGGAAGCCCCUCCCGGUCCCAACGAAGGCCGCUACACGAGCGUUCCAAGUCGCAGUCCAACUCCCUUGCCAUUCGCAUCGUCCCUUACAGCCCACCCCGCCCAAGCGGCAAAAACCGCGAUUCCACCGCGUCAGCUUCAUCGUCACGCACCCCGACGUCCACGACAGCACUGCUCUCUCCCAACCCAUCGGGUCACGACCACGCCGGUUCAUCAUGGGCCGACGACCGCUCCGUGAGCCGCGCCAGCGACCUCUAUUCUCAUCGACGCUCUUAUUCUUCCAGCACUUUAACGUCUGUAUUGUCGCCAGCCUCGUCCACCUUCCCAUUGGUUGCCGCCAAGGACCAUCGUGUUUCAGGGUCGAAACUCCGAUCCGACUCCUUGCCCGGCGACGAGUCGUCUCCCACCACCCCUGUCCCUACCACUCCACCUCAUCAGACUGAUAUUUCCCGCGUUAAUGCGCGAUCCCGGUCCUCCCAGCGCAACGAGGACGACGAGCCUGUCACACCCUCAGCAAAGCGCCCCUUGUCUCGCCGCCGCAAUCUCAUCGCCCUGAACGCUGAUGGCAAGACAUUCUCCCUUUUGCCCCAGGGGCAGCGGGCCGCAGUCCACGAAGACCAUGGCUCAUCUUCCAGAGCCCCUACCUUGUCACUGUCUACCACGACUUCGCAUGAACGCCUUUCGGACGCCUUCAGUGAAGUCCGUCCAAGCUCAACAGUGACUUCACUUCCGGACCGAAGCUUUUCAUCCACUCUAACCCCGGCAUCCUCGACCACGCAAUUAGCCGGUGAUCAUAUUACCAGCACAGCCGGCUCCUCGUCCCCUUGGAAUUAUCGAAUGGUGGGCGGCCUUCGCAAGGUUCCCAACACCCCCGAUCUCAAGCAAAAGCAAAAGUCGACGCUCCUUCACCCUGGACUCGAACAGACCGCAACUUACCCGCCGUCUCCAUCUGGCUCUCGACUCGCGCCGCUGCCCGAGGCACCUGCUGAUUUGUCUACAUCCUCGGACCCCCACGACCUGCAGACCAAGACCUCCUUUCAGUCGUCCGUCACCGCAUCAACGACAUCGGAGAAGACGAACUACAAAGUCUACGCCUCUAAUUCCCCCCCCGCGACCGAUACCGAGAGUGUGCUUCAUGCACCGUCGACGACCUCAGAGACGACCAACUACAACUUGCAAGGUUCCAGUUCGCCUCCUUCGCCCGAGAGAGAGGAGUCGACGCACCCGCCAUCGUCGAGCCACUCGAACUACAUAGUCCUCGGCCGAUCCUCCCCUCCCGAGCCAUCGUCUGCCGAGAGAAGUCCGCCAAAGACUGCCGACAGCGAACAAAACUACGUAUUGCACGGCGCUUCGUCUCCGGUGCCAUCGUCUCUAGCCUCCAGCCGCCGUUCUCGGGUCCGCCCAGAGUACUCGCAAGAAAGUCUCUUGGUGGCACCAUUGAAGCCCCACAAGAAGAAGAAGAAGAGAUCUAACGAAAGAUUUGGUUAUUAUAAGUCACGGUCCAGAGAUUCCCUGCGACGCGCAGCCUCGGUCAAAUCAAUCUCCAGUGCCCUCACUCUCGAAGCCGCACAAAGUUUCCUAGCUUCCCCUGCGGCUUUUUAUCGAUCACGCGUACUGGCCAGCCAGUCUGGACGGCAGCCAGAGACCAAAGUUGCGCCGACCGUAACCCCCGCCGCUCCUGUUGCGCCUGUUGUGUCUGCAGCAUCACACAUGAACCCCCAUCCGCAUCAAUGGAGCUCACAAUUGUCCACUGUUGUCUCGGAGAGUGAGGGGGGUAGCGAGCCUCCGUCCCGCUCCGUGUCUCCCUGGUCGGCGCCUGGGAGACGGGGCAGCAUACCCCUGAGCAGUCACAGCCGGCAGAUGCUCAGCAUCUCGUCGUCUCUGGCUGCCAAUGAAGAGCGCUCAUUGUCGCACUCACGAUCAUUCGCCGACUCUCUCGAACGCCCUCAAGCAACGCACAGUCGAGGAAACACCCUCCGGAUGGUCAGCGAUCAAGACGAGCAUGGCGAUGGAUUGACAGAAUUGCACCAACUCCACCAACGUCCCUCGCGAACCCGUCUUUCUGGCUUCUUUUCAAGCUCAUCUUCCGAUCGGAAUCUCCACUCCUCGGGUAGUUCGCGCGCCAACAGUCUUAACUCGACGUCGAUUCCAACCUGGGCCAAGUUUUAUUAUGGAAGUGGAGAACGCAGGUUCCUCGCCAGCUCGGGGGACUCAUUAAUGUCAGAUCCGAACGACAGCCGACCACCAAGCUCGUUCCAUAGCCAUUCCCCUAGUGUCGACCAGCUCUCGGUGAACAUUUACAACCAACGGCGACGGGCGCGAGAAGUCAAUGCCGCCAACCCCCGACCGCUGUCGGACGCAGGGUCCAUGGAGAUUAGUCCGGCGCCCUUGCAAGACAACCAAGUGCGCACCGGUCUGCGGAAAAAGACUUCCAGUAUCUGGUCACCCCACUUACGGCGGGAUCAGCGAGCUGGCCGUUACAGCAUCUGGGAACCACCAUCGAUGACUUGGUCCGCAGAGAGUAGCAUUUUAGGCAAGCGGAACAUGCAAGUCACAAUGUUUGUCAUCGGGUUCAUCCUGCCGAUCGCAUGGAUGAUCGCUGCCUUUCUCCCCCUCCCCCCUGAUCCGCAAGCCGAGAUGGCGGAGCGCGACCCUCGAUCGGUCCUUUUAGACCAAGAACGCGACCUUCCUACAAGGAUCUCAGUAAUCGACGAAACCCUGUUCCAAAGCGCCCGGUGGUGGCGCGCACUUAAUCGGUACAUGUCUGUUAUCGGGUUAUUGGUCGUCGGUGCCAUCGCUGCCCUCGUUGUCGUGGGCGUCAAACAGGGUUGGGGCCAAAUGGCAUAG